AUGGCUCUAAAUAAAUUAUCAAGACCAAAAAUAUUUCGUGUUGAUUAUUGUGGUUGUACAGCAGCAGCAUUACUUUUAAAUGAUCAAACCAUACGAGAUGCUAUUGAUUUUAUACGUCAAGUAAAAACAAAACGUGAUUUUAUUAAAACAAAUCUAACAGUAUUGAAAGAUGGUAUCAAAAUUACAUAUGAUGAUAAACAAAAGUUUUCUACUAUUGUACCAUCAACCAUGAUUGCUGCUUCAGCUGUUAGUAAAACACCGCAUGAUGAUACUGUUGGUGUUAUUUAUAUUUCACCAUUGAAUGGUCAACAUUAUCCAGCAUUUGUUCAUGUGUAUCGAUGUGAUUCAUCACGUACUGCUCAAAAACUUUCAUCUCGUCUUUGUGCAUAUCUGCUUGUUGAAAGUCAUCGUCUCCAAAUAAUUGAAUUAGAACAGCAAUUACUUGAUCGUAAUUUAUUGAAUAUAGAUUAUUUUAAUGCGAGAAAAUCACAAAAAACAAAUAUAGGUACUUCAUUGUCAUCAGCAAGUAGUGAUAGCCGACAAGAAAAAAUACCAGAUCCAAUUAAAUCAAUUACAGAAGAGCUUCAAAAGAAAAUUAAUUCACAAGAACCCAUUCUAUUUCCUCCGAAAGAUUAUGAUACAAUACAUGCUGCUCAUGGAAAUAUUCAACGAGCUCAAGCAUGGCGAAGUACAGAGCCCGCAAUUAUUGGCUACUCACCAAUUAAUUCAGAUGAUAAUCGAACACGACAGAAUCUACAGACGAAUGCUCUUCCAAUAAAUGACGAACGUAAGAAUAAAGUUGUUAUUGACAACAAUAAUGAGAGAUCUGGUUUACUGACUCAUCGAAGUGAUGCUACGGUUGAUCCGGUGGAAGCUGUUAGUUUGGCUUUCGAUUUUCUCAAAGAUGAGACAAGUUCAAUUUUUACUGAUAAUGAUGGUAAUAUUGAACAUCUUGAAAUGCAACAACCCACUAAACCACCAGUUUAUCGUUUUCGACCACCACAAAUCACUGCUGUUACUAAAAAAUUAUUUAAUCGUAACAAUAAUUAUGAAUUAACAAAUGGUUUACCACAAUCAAAUGCAUCAUCAAGAAAUGAUCUCGAUGCCUAUAACAAUAACAACAACAAUAAUAAUAAUUAUUAUAAUAAUAAUUAUAAUAAUAACAAUAAUAAUAAUCAUUUUAUUCAAAAUAAAAAUCGAAGUCGUUCUGAAAUGCGUUUAGAUUAUGAUCAACAACAACAACAGAAUUUACAUCAUAAUCCCUUUUAUGAAAGUCGUCUUGUGAAAGGAAGUGGUGCUGCAAUUACAAUGAAUCCAAUUUGGUCAGCUCAAUCACCUAAUAUGGUAUCUUCUCAACCCAAUUUAUUAUCAGAUCAAAAUCUUAUUGAUUCAACAGCAUUUCAUCGUCAAUUAUCUCCACAGAUGGAACCACGAGUGUCUUCUAUACCUAUACAACAAUCUCUUUAUGCAAGCUAUCCAGAUAAUAAAUCAGGUAUGAUGAGACAACAGCAAGAAAAUCAACAAAAACGACCAUUACCUACACAACAUCAAUCCAACAGAAAACAAGGAGCGCAAUCACAGUAUCUUGAUACAAAUGAAUUUAUUUUACGCGCAUCCAAUGGUCAACCAUUGAGACAUGUUCAAUAUCCAAAUCGACAUAUUGCAAGAGAUUAUCGACCUCAUUCAAUGAAUGAUAAUGGUACCAAUGGUGUUAUGCUUGAUGUGUACUAUUAA
Molecule: messenger RNA, 1734 nt
Organism: Rotaria sp. Silwood1
Lineage: Eukaryota; Metazoa; Rotifera; Eurotatoria; Philodinida; Philodinidae
Source: the annotation of a GenBank genome assembly